This is a messenger RNA of Orussus abietinus, 2900 nucleotides long. Its product is annotated as PAX3- and PAX7-binding protein 1. The transcript has 16 exons. Gene Ontology annotation, biological process: spliceosomal complex disassembly; mRNA splicing, via spliceosome. Gene Ontology annotation, cellular component: nucleus; U2-type post-mRNA release spliceosomal complex. The record is from RefSeq and is a predicted model, not a curated record. NCBI's taxonomy places the organism in Eukaryota, Metazoa, Arthropoda, Insecta, Hymenoptera, Orussidae. The coding region runs from base 202 to 2673 and encodes 823 amino acids. Gene Ontology annotation, molecular function: DNA binding.
AUGUUCCGUUCUGCUUGAAUUGUUCAAUUUGGCUCGACUCGGUAAACUCCUUGUAGUCAGUUGCUGCGGUUGCUGCUUCGCUUCGACGUUUGUCGAUUGUUUUGUAACGGUGUUUAUUGCUUCUUCGAACCGGUAAUCAGUAAUGACUUCGUGAAUCCGAGAAUUGCACGAAAACCCUUGCGAUCACCGAGGCCGGAAAAAAUGUCGCUGUUCAACAAACCGAAGCGUAAUAUACGGCGACGGCCUUUCAAUGAAGAGGACGAGGAUAAUGAGAACAGGAUGGAGACAGAAGACGCUCAGCCCGUCAAACUGAAACCUAAGAAGAAGGAUAAACCGAAGCAAACGCUCCUCAGUUUCGGAGAGGAGCUCGAGGAAGCGGACGACGGCGAGGUUUUCAAAGUGAAGAAAUCUUCGAGGAGCAAAAAACUGAUGAAACAGCUAGAUCAUGAGAGAAAAAAAAAGAAAGGUGAAGAGAAAAUGCAAAUGGACCAUGAGCAAGCAAACAUGUCCAUUAAACAGGAAAAAGAUUUAGAAAUAAAGACAGAUGAUCUAGUAGUUAAAAUAAAGAACACCGGACCUUUGAUUUUAAACGGAAGAGCUGCGUUAGCAGCUGGAAAAGACGAUUAUACUUCGGAUGAAGAAGAAGAUGAUAACCGUAGCAGUCAUAAAUUUCGCAGAAAUACUGAAAGAACCGAUACUAUGAAAAUUCUUCUCGAAAGUGGUUGCAUACCUGAUGCUGCAAUGAUUCAUGCUGCAAGAAAACGUAGACAGAAGGCAAGAGAGUUAGGAACGGACUAUAUACCAAUUGAAGAACAAAGUGACGAGAAAGGAAAAUCGAGACUGAUUAGAGAGGAAGAUCACGAUAGAAGCGAUGAUGACGAUUCUCAAGAUCGAAUAGAUAUGACAGUUAAUACUGAUGCACGUGAUAAAGAAAAGAGACGUGAAGCAUUCCUUGCUUCUCAAGUACAAAACAGACUUUCAGAAGAUGAAAGUGAACAUGGUAACGAAGAAGAGGAAUGGGAAGCGCAACAAAUUAGAAAAGGAGUAACUGGUGCACAGAUUGCAGCAGCACAACAAGAUUCUAUUAUGCAACAGCAAUAUACCAUGGGUGGAAGCCAGGUCAUAGGAUCGGGAGUGCCGCUGGAGAUGGUAAUGAUGCCAGCACCACCGCCACCACCAUCGAUUCACCCACCGGACCCUACGAAGAUAGAACCAAUCUCUCCGGAAGAUGUUGUCAAUAAAAUCCGUGGAAGAUUGGAGACCUUGAAAGAAAUUUAUCACCGUCAUCAGCGGGAUCAGGAACAGUUAGAUGAAGAAUUAGAGCAAACCGUCAAGGAACUGGAUCAGGGCGAAACACGUGCGCCGCAGCUUGCUCAGCGCUUCAGAUAUUACCAAGAGUUGCGUGGGUAUGUCACUGACUUGGUAGAGUGUCUUGAUGAGAAGCUGCCUCUGGUUGUUGGAUUGGAGCACCGCUGGUUAGACCUCUAUGGAGACCGUUCAAAUGAACUCAUGGAACGAAGGCGACAAGACACGAGAGAUCAAGCCGAAGAGAUCACCACUGCUGCGAGAGGCCAAAACAUACGAAGAGGACCAGAAGAUGAUGCGCGUAUCCGCCGUGCUACAGAAAGGGAGGGCAGAAGAGCUCGACGUAGAAGAGCCAGAGAACUGGUUCCUACACUGCCGAAGCAUAUCGAUGGCAUGUCCAGUGAUGACGAAGUCACUGAGCAACAAAAUCUCGCAUUUAAGCAAGCGAAAGAUGAAAUCGAUAACGACAGUAAAGAUAUAUUUUCUGACGUCGUCGAUGACUUUUGCACCGUACGAGGGAUUCUUUCAAAACUGGAGUCCUGGAGGGAGACCGACAUCGAUGCAUACAUGGAAGCUUACGUACCAUUGUGUAUACCAAAGAUUAUUUCUCCUGUAAUCAGACUUCAAUUGUUAACCUGGAAUCCAGUUAUGGAGAGCGCUGACUUAGAAAGAACAAAGUGGUAUACUGCAUUACUGUUGUACGCACUUAACAGCAAAGAAACCGAAGACUCAUUAAAACGAGAUCCGGAUGUCAGACUAGUGCCAUUUGCAAUUGAGAAAAUCGUUCUUCCAAAACUCACUGCUGUCGUAGAAAAGAUAUGGGAUCCAAUGUCAACUUCCCAGACUUUGCGACUAGUCGGUACUAUUAAUCGUCUCAUCAGGGACUACCCAAAUCUCACAGAUUCCAGCAAACCUCUAGAAUUGCUUUUUAACGCAAUUUUGGAGAAAGCAAAAUCCGCCGUGGAAAACGAUGUAUUUAUACCAAUUUUUCCAAAACAAGUUCUCGACACGAAACACCAGUUUUUUCAACGACAGUUUGCAAUGGCAGUUAAAUUGCUGCGAAAUCUGCUGAGUUGGCAAGGACUUCUAGGAGAUAAUCAGUUGAAAAAUUUAGCACUGGGAUCACUUUUAAAUCGCUACCUUUUGGCUGGAUUGAGAGUUUCCCUGCCAACUGAUGCACUGACGAAGGCACAUAUGAUAAUGAGCACGUUGCCUCGAGCGUGGCUCCAGGGUGACACUAUCGAUCAUCUAAAAAUGUUUGCUACUUUGAUAUAUCAGUUAAGCCAACAAUUAGAUCAAGCAAAUCCAGCUCACAACGAAGCGUGGGAGUAUUCAAAAUCCAUCCUGAAAGUAAUCAAGCCUUCAUAACGCGCCCAUUUUCAUGCGCUAAAAGCGGUUUACAGUUACGAAGUUAAACUCAUCAAUAGUUCUAUGUGGCAUAGAAGGCUCAUGUAUAUGCUACGAUAAUUAUACACCAUAUAUUUAACCCUCUUAAUUGUGUAAUAUAAAAAAGGACAAUUUUGUAUAGCGAUUAUCCCGUAGAAAGGAACCGCUGUAAAUGCAAAACGUCUCGUACAUUUGAACUUUGUAAAUAA